Messenger RNA from Paramisgurnus dabryanus, 6698 nucleotides. Its product is annotated as NLR family CARD domain-containing protein 3-like. The record is from RefSeq and is a predicted model, not a curated record. Gene Ontology annotation, molecular function: protein binding. NCBI's taxonomy places the organism in Eukaryota, Metazoa, Chordata, Actinopteri, Cypriniformes, Cobitidae.
CCGUUUCUGACUGAUAACAACAACAACAUUAACACCACACUUUUAUAACCCCGAAAGUGAAAGUAAACGCGGAUGUGUUUUGAAGAAGUUGCGGACAGAGGACGAAAAGAAAGGAUAGUAUGAUACUAUUUGAAACCCUAUUAAUAUCUAAGAGCUAUGGAAGAGGUAAAGAAGAGAAAGAGAUCUUCAUCUGCAGGACUCCGUACCAAUUCCAUGUACCCAACCCCUGAAUUAAGUGAUGGAUCAAAGACCUCUGACCCCAGAAAGCAGAUUAAAGCCUCAUCUCCAGGACCCAGCUGUGUGUCUUUGAAGAGUACGGAUUCCAUGUAUCAACCUCCUCAAUUCAGUGGAGGAGCAGUGACCUUUGAACCCAGAACGCAGAUUAUAGCCCCAUCUCCAGAACCCAGCUGUGUAUCUUUGAAGAGUACAGACUCCAUGUAUCAACCUCCUCAAUUCAGUGGCGGAGCAGUGACCUUUGACCCCAGUGGUAAGGGAAAUGCUCAGAUCCAGGUUUACUCAAGGUUUACUGGUUCUGCUCCGCUUGAUAUGGACCUAACCCAGCUGGAGAAGACUGGAGACCUGCACCAACUAGAUACUAACCAAUCAGAUGUUCUGGCAAGGAUUAAAGACCAGCACAAGACCAGCAUGAGGAUCAAGUAUGAGAGUUUAUUUGAGGGAAUCAAACUACAAGAGAACAAAACCCUCUUGAACAGGAUUUACACACAACUUUACAUCAUAGAGGGAGAAAGUGAAGGAGUGAAUGAGGAACAUGAGGUUUUACACAUGGAGAAAAGUUACAAGACACGUCAAGAAAACACUUCAAUCAACUGUAAUGACAUCUUUAAACUUUUACCUAAACCAGGAUGUGAGGAAGAGCGAAAGAAAAAGAUAAAGACUGUUCUUACUAAAGGCAUUGCUGGAAUUGGAAAAACAGUUUCUGUGCAGAAGUUUAUUCUGGAUUGGGCAGAGGGAACAGCCAAUCAGGAUGUAGAUUUCAUGUUUGUGCUUCCAUUUCGAGAGGUGAACUUGAUCAAAGAUGAUCAGUACAGUCUUCACAAACUUCUGCUUGACUUUCAUCCUGAACUUCAAGAUCUGGACUCAAAAAUGUAUGAUGAGUGUAAAGUUGUGUUCAUCUUUGAUGGUCUGGAUGAAAGCAGAAUUACACUGGAGUUUAAAGACAGUGAAAAUGCAGUAUUUUCAGACAACAAGAAAGUUUCUGAUGUGACCCAGAUGUCAUCAGUUGGUGUGUUGAUGUCAAAUCUGAUCAGAGGAGAUCUGCUUCCCUCAGCUCACAUCUGGAUCACCUCCAGACCAGCAGCAGCCAAUCAGAUCCCUCCUGAAUACAUCAACCGUGUGACAGAAAUCCAAGGAUUCAAUGAUCCUCAGAAAGAGCAAUAUUUCAGGAAGCGAAUCAGUGAUGAACUUCAAGCCAACAAAAUCAUCUCACACAUUAAAAGAGCAAGAAGCCUCCACAUCAUGUGUCACAUACCAGUCUUCUGCUGGAUCUCAUCUACUGUGCUUCAAAACAUCCUGAAACAAGAUCACAGUGCAGAAAUCCCUAAAACUCUGACUGAAAUGUACAUACACUUCCUGCUCAUUCAGAUAAAUAUGAGUAACCAGAAGUAUGAAAGAAAAGAAGUGAGAGAUCCAGCAAAACUUCUGCAGUCCAAUAGAGAAGUAAUUGUGAAACUGGCUGAACUGGCCUAUGAACAGCUGAAGAAGGGCAAUGUGAUGUUUUAUGAGGAGGAGCUGAGUGAAUGUGGGAUAGACAUCACUGACGCCGCAGUGUUUUCUGGGAUCUGUACUGAGAUUAUUAAGGAGGAAUCUGUGAUUCAUCAGAGGAAAAUCUACUGCUUCAUACACCUGAGCUUUCAAGAGUUUCUCGCUGCAUUCUAUGUUUUUUACUGCUUUAUAAAUAAAACUUCUGUGGCUCUGAAAGAGUUUGAUUUACUUGCUAAUCUCCAUAAGGGGGUGAUUAACGCCGCCCUCCGAAGUGAGAACGGACAUCUGGAUCUAUUCCUCAGAUUUCUGUUAGGCAUCUCGCUGGAGUCCAAUCAGAGACUCUUACGAGAUCUACUGAUCCACACAGAGAGCAGUUCAGAGAGCAUCCAGAAAACCAUUGCUCACAUCAAAAACAAAAUCAAAACUGAGCAUGAUAUUAAAGCCGGCAGAUCCAUCAAUCUGUUCCUCUGUCUGCUGGAAAUGAACGAUCAGACUUUGUCUAAGGAAAUUCAAAAGUAUCUGAAAUCAACGAAAUGCACAGAAAAUAAACUCUCUGCUUCACACUGCUCAACAAUAGCGUACAUACUUCAGGUGUCGGAGAACGUGCUGGAGGAGCUGGAUCUUAUAAAAUACAACACAUCACUGGAGGGUAGAUGGAGGCUGUUACCAGCUGUGAUAAACUGCCGAAAAGCUCUUCUCGCUGGCUGUGAUCUCACUGAUCAGUGUUGUGAAAUUGUGGCUUCAGCUCUACAGUCCUCAGAUUCCCUCCUGAAAGAACUGGACCUGAGUAACAAUGACCUUCAGGAUUCAGGAGUGAAGAUCAUCUGUGAAGGACUCAAGAGUCCAAACUGUAGAUUAGAGAUACUGAGAUUAUCUGGCUGUAUGGUGACAGAUGAAGGAUGUUGUUGUUCGGCUUCAGCUUUGAGGUUAAACCCCUCACACCUGAGAGAGCUGGAUCUGAGCUACAACCACCCGGGAGCCUCAGGAGUAAAGAUGCUCUCUGAAAGACUCAAUGAUCCACACUGCACACUAGAAAAACUCAAUUUAGAUCAUGCAGGACAUCUCAGGAUCAUACCAGGACUACGAAAAUAUAUUUGUCAUCUUACACUGGAUUCAGACACAGCAAACACUCGUCUUCUUCUGUCUGAGAGCGGGAGAAUGGUAGAACGUGUAGAAGAGGAUCAGUCGUAUCCUAAACAUCCAGACAGAUUUGAGGACCAGGAGCAGGUUAUGUGUAAAGAGCGUCUGUCUGGACGCUGUUACUGGGAGGUUAAAUGGACUGUAGGGGCUUACAUAGCAGUCACAUAUAGAGGAAUUAGAAAGAAAGGAGGAAGUGACUGUAGAUUUGGAUGGAAUGAUAAAUCCUGGAGUGUUUUCUGUACUUUUGACAGAUUUAGUGCUUGGCACAAUAAUAAAAACACAGACAUACAUGUCCAGACAAAGUGUGACAAAGUUGGGGUGUAUCUUGAUGAGCCGGCCGGUAUUCUGUCCUUUUCCGCCAUCUCUGACACACACACACUCACACACAUACACACAUUUCACACCACAUUCACUGAACCACUCUAUGCUGGGUUUGCUGUUUAUGGUUCAGUGUCUCUGUUAGAUUGAACAGCCUGCAUUAUUAACAGAAGAGAGACAUGAAUCUGUAUAUUUUGUAUAAAGCAGCUUAAAAAUAUAAAGCUGUUGUGAAAACGCUAGAUUUGAAUAAUUCCCACAAACUCUGCGCUCAUAGGGCCAGAAAUGUAUUCACUUGUGUAUUAAUCCACUAGCGGUGUGACGUUUCACUCCUUUUCUUGAUCCAUCGAUUACAAAUGGUGCAGAUUUAUAUGCAUCAAUCUUAAAAUUUUAUUUUUUUAAAUCAUGAAUCGAUUAAUUUUGUUAAUAAUCGAGUCAAAGAAUCAAAUGAACUGCGCUUCAAAAAGUAUGAUCAAAUAUUUUAAGUAUAGGCCUAUAUGAACAUUAUAUUAAUUAAGCGCUUCUCUCAUGAUAUCUGCGCUAUUGAUUACGGCAUUACUCUUUAACUUGCACUUGUUAGAUGUAAUUUGCACGCACGCACACACGUUGUUAACAUUUAUGCACAUGAAAAUUCUUCACAUUGAAUGAUUAUAAUGUAAACAAUGAAGCUGCAAGUAUUAAUGGUAUAUAGAGCAGGACCUGUUAUAUAUUAUGGUCGAAAUACAAAAGCAUUACAUAUACAUUUUUUUUGUUGCGUUGUAAAGGGGCGGUCACAUUACACACUUCUUUCCAUUGACUUACAUUCAUACGCAGACAAUGCGUCAGCCCGGAAACGCAGGCUCAUGCGAAAAUGUUUUGCAGUACCAAAGUUCAUAGAAAACCAGUACAUCACCGCAUGACCGUUUUCUCUACUGUAAAGCAAAGAUGGUCGAAGCGAUUCCCACCCAUAUUCGCAGUAACUUAUGAAAACACAACAAAAAAACACAAUAAAGCACUAAUUUGCAAUCACACUUAACACAUUUAAGUCACAAGCUGUAAACGUGUUGGAUAAUAAACACACACACGCACACACAAUUAACAAUUUAUUUUAUGGUCCAGUUUUCACUUCAUUGCACUGAUUAACAUGGACAUAUAACUACUCUUUUUUUUUUUCUUUUCCAUUCAUUUGUCAUUUUAUUCAAACAAUAUUUAGAAAAUUGUUGGAGCCUGUUAAUGUUAAAUGAAUAUUUAACUUUCAUAAAAAAUUGGAUAAUUCACUCACCCCCAUGUCAUCCAAGAUGUUUAUGUCUUUCUUUGUUCAGUCAAGAAGAAAUUAAGUUUUUUGAGGAAAACAUUCCAGGAUUUUUCUCCAUAUAGUGGACUUUAGUGACCUCAAAAGGUUCAAUGCAGCUUCAAAGGGUCUUUAGCGAGAUUUUCACCAAAAAAAUGUAAAAUAUGUACUUUUAAACCACAACUUUUCAUCUUGCAUUAGCCGUGUGAUGCUCAAGAUGCGAUGUGAUGCGACCUUACGUAUUACGUAAUCACUUCGAAAGGUCCACAUGGCAUAUGCCAAACUACCGCUUCAGUGUUUACAACUUUAAACUGCAUUGAAACUGUUAAGGUCCACCGAAGUCCUCUAUAUGAAGAAAAAACCUGGAAUGUUUUCCUCAAAAAACUUAAUUUCUUCUCGACUGAACUAAGAAAACAUAAACAUCUUGGAUGACAUGGGGGGAGUAAAUUAUCAGGAUUUUGUUUUUGAAAGUGGAGUUCUAGUUUCACACUAAUUAAUGUAUAUAUUAUAUUAUAUAGUAUUAUCACUAACAACUAAAUCAUUCAUUAUUUUAACAUGAACACAAGUUAUAAUUUAGAUUGUACACUGUACACUUUCUUUAUUAAUGCUUCACUAUAGGGAUCACAAUGAAAAGUGUGCAGUAAACAGUUUAUCAUUUAUCACGAUUUGUUUUUGACUCCACAUUAAGGCAAAGAGUGUUUUUAAAAUUUUUCUGAAUUGAAUUGUUAUAAUUAUUUGCUAAGUGCAUCACAUUUAGUAGAAUAUUUUGAAUUAAUUUACCUUGUGAAGUGAAUCGAAUCAAUCUUCAUUGUGAAUCAAAUCGAUUUGAACAUUCCAAGUUGAAAAGAAAUCUUUAAAUCGAAUCAAAAACCGAUUAGCUGUCCACCCAAAGAUUCAAGUUUUUUUUUUUUUUUGUCGCAAGUGAAUCAGAUCUACCGCUUCUUUCUCUCUCUUUCUCUUUGACCGAAGUUAUACAUGUAUUUGAUGUUUUCUACAGAACAUAAAGUUUAAUAGUGGACAUUUGUUAUCAGUCACGUUUUAGAUAUAUGAGGAUAGUACGGCUGCUUCAGGUGGACCAAAUCAUCUCUUUUACUUUUUCUCAGUUUGUAAAUGGUUUUCUGUCUGCAGGCAUUAUUUUCCUAUUUGUGUUUCCUAAGGUGUGUUAAGAAAAUAUACAUAUCAAAUAUGUGGAUAAUCACUGCUUGAACUUUAAAACUGCUUAAGCUUUAUAAGUUACACUAGUUGUUUAAGUACUACUCACACUUUGUGGCAAAGUUUUCUAGAAAAUACGUAUUAACUGUUUUAUAAGGUAUUCUUAUUUCAGGACUUUAUAUGCAUUAAUCCUCAUGCAUUUCACAACUGCCUGAUAUACAACUAUGGUAAGCGAUGACUUGGAAGUUUAACUGCUAAAUUAGCUAUGAAUGGAUCACAAUGUACAUGUCAGAUAUGGCUUGUUUACAGAAAGGGUUGUAAGGCACUUUUUGUAAAACUGCUUUAAAUCAAGAUAUUUUUGCAGAAAACCAUACCAAAUCAUUGAGUAAAUUCCUCCUAAGGUUGCAGAGAUUGUUUUUUACGUCUUUGCAUAAGUCCCUCCCCAAAAUCAUAAUAAAAAAAAUGUAUUUGUGUAUUUACAGGAUUUUUAACAAUGUAUGUUUUUUACUGUUGAGAAAAUAAAUUCACUGCUUAGAAAUGCACUUAAAGAGAUAUGUAUAACUUUAACAAAAAGGUCAAAAAUAAAUAAAAGGAAAAUAUAUCUCUGAUACAUCUCUUGUCGAAUUUUGAAUCUGAAACUACAAAAUGUUGUUAAGGCAUAUUUUAUGCUUGUGACAGAGAUUAUCUGACCUGAUUUCAUUAUUUAUUGAGACAGUUUUAAGAUUAUUCAUUUUACACUCUGAGGCUAUUUUGGGGAUUUCUGUCUGGACAGGGCGUCGGACUGGGGGUAAAACCAGUACUGAUUACCAGGGCCCCAAAGGAAGAGAGAGCCCUUGAAAAGUCUGAAAUAUAUUAUGGGGGUGGGGCAUGGGGGCCCAUCAGAACUGCCUAUGCAUAGGGCCCGAGGUCUUGUUCAACACCCCUGCGUCUGGAUUUGGCCUACCCAAUUUCAAAAGCUUCCCAUAUCCACAUGCAGAGGUGUACAUACAAAAGUAUGGUAUCAUUUUACAGGAAACCCUUUAAAAUUUCAUAAAACACUGUUGAAAAUCCUAAAAAUGGUUGUAUGUGUUGUCAGUCCUCUAUUAAACACAAAAAUAAA